GACGAUAACAGCCUAGCUAAUCUGUGAUGUUCUCCCGAGCUUUAUAUUUCUCAGAGAAACGUGUGAAGAUGUGGGGGAAGUUAUCGCUGACCUACAGACAGUCUGCAGUCUGCACUGAGUAUGUUUUAUCAGACUCAUCAAAUGUCAGGAAGUCUUCACACACCCAUUUUAUGAGGUAGGCAGGUGUGUCACAUCUCUUUGAAUCAACGCUGACGUUUGCCAGAUUAAACACACAUCUACAUACAAUUUGACCGCAGAAGGAGGAUAUAUCUUGCAGCUGAAGGGCAGACACAUCAGAGGACGGUAUCAGUCUCUUCCCGAUGGCCGCAGCACGCUUCCCUGGGAAGAGUGUGGAAGUGUUGGCCAAUAACUGGACUGCUCCUGUGUUGGGCCGGCCGCUGUGUGUUAAUGGGACACCAUGGAUCCUGUACUUGCUGGAGGAGUGUGUGGAUAAUGUGUGGGAGUACUGCAGUGUGGUGAUAGGACUCAUAUCCAUGUUCUGUUUCCUGCUGUCUUUUUUGCCUCAGGUCUACGAGUCAUAUCGGAACGGUAAAGUGGAGGAGGCCAUGUCCUUUGGAUUUCUCUUUUUCCUCUUCAGUGGAGACCUGACCAGCUUUGCAGGCUGCUACCUCACCAGUCAGCUGCCUAUUCAAAUAGUCACAGUGGUGUUCUACAUCUUCACAGACCUGAUUCUCAUCUCUCAGUUUCUCUACUAUAAGAUCAAGAACAGCUCCAGCAGAAAGAGCCCUGUGUUGAAGUGGCUGUGCUUCAUGUGGUGUGGUGCUGCGACAUUAGUCCUCCUGACUUUACCCAAGUUCAUCAUAGACAAUAGUACAACCUUAGACACUCAGAGUCCAGCUACCUCCAAAUCAGUGGAAAUUACUGGCUACACAUGUGGAUACCUGGCUUCUGUCUUCUACCUCUCCUCCCGUUUCCCCCAGCUCUAUAAAAAUUUCCAGCGACAGUCUACAGAGGGAACCUCCUACCUGUUGUUUGCCCUGGCCAUGAUGGGCAAUGGGACGUAUGGGUUAAGCGUCAUAGUGGUCCUUCCUGCUCUGAGGGGCUCCAAACAGACCUUCAUCAUCAAACAUCUGGCCUGGCUCAUUGGCAGCUUGGGAGUCCUCAUACUCGACUUCUUUGUGACUGCCCAGUUCAUCAUUUACAAGAAGAACAACUCUGCUAAAAGCAGAGCACUACACAGUGUCCCAGAGGUGGAACCUCUUCUAUGUGAGGAAGAGGAGCUGUCGGUGUUGUAG
Molecule: messenger RNA, 1256 nt
Organism: Scomber scombrus (Atlantic mackerel)
Lineage: Eukaryota; Metazoa; Chordata; Actinopteri; Scombriformes; Scombridae
Product: lysosomal amino acid transporter 1 homolog
Exons: 8
Coding region: 321-1256 (311 amino acids)
Source: RefSeq, a predicted model, not a curated record